UUAGUUUCACGUUCUCUGAUCUGCAAUCAUAAAGUAUAAUUUAGGCCAACUUAUGUAUUUUCUUUGCAGUAUUUAGUAGUUGUAGCUUUAGUGGCCUAUUUUUCAUUGUUUUUACCUCUUAUACAAGGUAAAUAAAAUGUUAAUUAAAUUCGAUCAACACAAACUUUUGAAGUCACAUAUACGGAACAUAAUGGUAAUUUUACGUCACAAUUAGACACUGUAAUUUUCAUAUAAUUGUAUAUGCAAAUUAAAUGUACAAUUGUUUAUACAAAAUGACUAUACGUUAACGAAAGUAUGUUUUGUCGCAGUGAAAGUUCAAUUCUUCAAAAGAAAGGAUAUGUUCUUGGUCCUGAGUUGGGCCAGGGAAGUUACGCUGUUGUAAAAAGUGCUACUUGGCAAAAACCUGGAAGUACAGACCCGUUAAAAGUAGCUUUAAAAAUUAUAAACGGACCACAGGUCCCACAAGACUUCAAAGAUAAGUUUCUGCCUCGUGAGCUGGAUAUUGUAAAGAUUUUGAAUCAUGACAAUGUUAUUCGCACGAUGGAAAUAUUUACUGGAGGAAGGAAGACAUACUUAAGUUUAGAAUUUGCUGGACGUGGCGAUAUGCUUGGCUACAUUCAAAUGAGAGGCGCCCUGGAAGAAAAGGAGUCGGCAACAUUGUUCAAGCAGCUGGUUAAUGGAGUGGGAUACCUACACGCGAAUGGCGUUGUUCACCGCGACCUGAAAUGUGAGAAUGUACUGCUUAGCAACAGAAACAGAAUUAAGGUCGCAGAUUUUGGGUUUUCCCGCAAAAUGAGCUUGCGUGACUUGAGCAUGACGUUUUGUGGAAGUGCAGCCUACGCUGCCCCAGAAAUCCUACAGGGAAUACCUUAUCGUGGACCCGCUGCUGACCUCUGGAGUAUGGGUGUCAUUCUGUUUGUGAUGAAUUGCGCAAUCAUGCCUUUCCGCGAUAACAGCAUGAAAACUCUGCUCCUCGACCAAAAGCUGCCGUUACGUUAUACCGAUAAACUAGACAAAUCACUUACCGAUAAAGCCAAAGAAAUUAUGCAAGGGUUGCUCGUUUUUGAUGCCGAUAAACGACUACGAAUGCACGACGUGGCAGUGCAUAGUUGGUUAAAACAGGCCGUGAAACCGGAUAGCGCUGCAGACAGUGCGCCAAGUAAAAUUGAAAAGCUUCCAUCAAGCACUGGUAACGAAGCCACCAAUAGCGAAACCAAUAAAUAAAGCACAAAUAUAAAACCGAGUUGUUCUGUACAAUUAGAACACAUGCUCAACAAGACUCAAACACGAAUAUCGCAAUACUGUAUUUCUACUCAUUCGGUAAAAACGGGAAUUUCCCUUUGGUAAGGUAAAUCCCCACAACGUCUAUACACAUGGUCCAUGGACAUAUAGCUUGGAAAUACAGUAGCGA
This is a messenger RNA of Ciona intestinalis (vase tunicate), 1411 nucleotides long. Lineage: Eukaryota; Metazoa; Chordata; Ascidiacea; Phlebobranchia; Cionidae. The record is from RefSeq and is a predicted model, not a curated record.